This is a messenger RNA of Pseudopodoces humilis (Tibetan ground-tit), 701 nucleotides long. The record is from RefSeq and is a predicted model, not a curated record. Lineage: Eukaryota; Metazoa; Chordata; Aves; Passeriformes; Paridae.
UGUCCCCCACAUCCCCUAUGUCCCCAGCAUCUCCAGCGUCCCCCACAGCUGGCACCACCGAGGACACGGGGGGCAGCAAGAGGGGUGCUCCAGAGAGGGGGGCACGGGACAAGGCAGCCCCCGGUUCAGCGGGACAGAGGCUGAAGCUGGAGGGGGCUGGGGGACGGCCACGAGUGGGAUCCCGGGCACAGGGGCGCAGCGCCAUCCUGGAGAAAUUUGGAGGGGCUGCCAAGGGCCCAGCCCCACACCUGCGGCGCUCAGGGGGGGCCGCCACGGUCAAGACGAUGCUGCUGGAGUGGUGCCGCGCCCGCACCCGUGGGUACGCGCACGUGGAUGUGCAGAACUUCUCUGGGAGCUGGGGCAGCGGCCUGGCCUUCUGCGCCCUCCUGCACAGCUUCUUCCCCGACGCCUUUGACUUUGCUGCCCUGGAGCCCAACGCCCGCCGGGAGAACUUCGCCCUGGCCUUCGCCACUGCCGAGGAGCGGGCGGGCUGUGCCCCGCUGCUGGAGGUGGAGGACAUGGUGCGGCUGCCGGUGCCCGACGCCAAGUGUGUGUACACGUACGUGCAGGAGCUGUACCGCUGCCUCGUGGCCAAGGGGCUCGUGAAGACCAAGAAGCGCUGAGAGGGUCCCCCACAGCCCCCCACCUGUGCCAUCCCCCUCUUUGUCCCCUGCUCUGUCGCCCAGCAGUAAAGUUCAUGG